AUGGAUAAAGAGGUUCGAAAAUUGGACAAAAGUUAUGAUGUUUUACAUAGCAAGGUUGAUGCUAUUGCAAAUGUUAUAGACAAGUUAGUUGAUUUUAAUACUGACUACUCGACUAAACUUGAUAUCAAAUCGGAGAAGGAUUCACAGACAUUUGCCAAUCUGGAAGAAUUCAUGUCUAGCAUCAAGGAAUCGAUUUCAAAAGUUAAUGUUUCGCCUCAGUCAAAUGUGUCUCAGGAGUCCAUUUCUCAAUUGAUUUCGAAGAUUGAGACGAAUAUCAAAACUGAGCUGGCACCCAUCCUUGAGUUGGUCCUUCGCUUACCAACAAAUGUUCAUCGUGAUGUGUAA
This is a messenger RNA of Lactuca virosa, 345 nucleotides long. NCBI's taxonomy places the organism in Eukaryota, Viridiplantae, Streptophyta, Magnoliopsida, Asterales, Asteraceae. The record is from the annotation of a GenBank genome assembly.